Molecule: messenger RNA, 435 nt
Organism: Rotaria sordida
Lineage: Eukaryota; Metazoa; Rotifera; Eurotatoria; Philodinida; Philodinidae
Source: the annotation of a GenBank genome assembly
AUGAGACUGUUUUUUCUUCAUUUAGAUCCUCACCAGGCAAGUCAAUCUACAGCCAGCGCCGCUUCUGUGCCAAAGAGCACAACGGCGUCAUAUCAACCAUCAUUGAAACCUCAACCUGCAUCAAAAUCAGAACCACAAGAGUUUGCUACACCUGGCGCGUGCAAGAAACUCGAUUGUAAAGGUCGUCCUUGCGCAAAAUGUCACCAGUGUCGUGAUUGGCAUUUUAGUGGCGAUCAAGCUACUUGGAACUGGAUCCAAAAUUGCAAGAAUUGGGAUUCGAAAGAUUGGAAGCGUUGGAACAAUGAUCGUAUUUACAAUCUUUUUUCAAAACGUGAUGGUGCAACCUGUCUUCUUCUUGGUCUUCUUCUUGGUGGUCUUUAUUAUGAUGGUCUUCUUGAUGGUGGUCUUCAUGUCUGUAUUUGUGAGCUCCACUGA